This is a messenger RNA of Lentinula edodes (shiitake mushroom), 1002 nucleotides long. Its product is annotated as UbiA prenyltransferase family. The transcript is spliced from 4 exons. The record is from RefSeq and is a predicted model, not a curated record. Bases 32 to 895 code for a protein of 287 amino acids. Gene Ontology annotation, molecular function: transferase activity, transferring alkyl or aryl (other than methyl) groups. NCBI's taxonomy places the organism in Eukaryota, Fungi, Basidiomycota, Agaricomycetes, Agaricales, Omphalotaceae. Gene Ontology annotation, cellular component: membrane.
UCCAAUUCCUGUUCGCUUCUUUGCUAACACGAUGCUCAGAACAACAUGGGAUUUCCUCGUUACGCUGCAGCUGUUCAACCAAUCUGAUAUGAAGACGAUCGUGUUCCCUGUGACUGUCUUCUCUCAAGCUUUGGCCUCGCAUCAUUCUGUUAUUCGAUUCUUGCUCGUCGUGUUUUGGAUUUGGAUGCACCUCCUUUACUUCACAGUGACGAACCAAAGUUUUGGCACAUCCCCCGAAGAGGACGCUGUCAAUAAGCCAUCUCGCCCGAUUCCUGCGAAGCGUAUCAGCGUCGACUCAGCAGUAACUCUCGGCUGGAUGCUUGCUCCUGUCGACCUCGCGCUUUCGCUGUAUGCGGGAGCAGUUCCAUCAGGAAUGGCGAUCUGUGUCCUCACCAGUAUCUACUGCAGUGGUGGAGGUCAUAGUCAUUGGCUUUCUAAGAACGGAUGCUGCGCCGGAUUCUACGCUCUUUUCGAAUACGGAGCUACGCAGAUUGCGGACUCUUCGGAGAAGCUCAAUCGGAACCAACUAGGCGCCAUUAUUGGAAGUGCUUUGAUUAUAUUUACCACAAUCCACGCCCAAGAUUUUCGGGAUGAUGAAGGUGAUGCCCUCCUGGGGAGACGGACUUUUACCCUCUCGUUCCCGGUAUUCUCUAGGAUCACCAUGCCCAUCUUGUUGAGCGUCUGGUCGAUAGCGCUAUGCUUGUUAUCCGAAGCCAAUCAAUUUGUUCUGCUUGUUCUCGUCGCACUCGGAGCAGUAACCGGAAUUCGUUUCCUGACCUUAAAAUCGGCUAAGGACGAUCGGCUUUCUUAUCUGUACUACAACAUAUGGCUCUCGAUGGCUCAUGUUGCCUUCAGCUCGUUGAAUCUUGACGGAAUUGCAGUGUAUUUCCAAUAGACUAUCUGCCACGAAACUUUACAAUACGUUACGUAGAUUCGAACUAGAGGUCUAUGACCUUGUCAUUUGUUGUCAAGAGUGGUAUGAUGCGGCCUUAAUUGCGGCAG